Trichoplusia ni (cabbage looper) is the source of this 1445-nucleotide messenger RNA. RefSeq names its product trypsin delta-like. The transcript has a single exon. The record is from RefSeq and is a predicted model, not a curated record. Gene Ontology annotation, biological process: proteolysis. Gene Ontology annotation, molecular function: serine-type endopeptidase activity. The coding region runs from base 543 to 1034 and encodes 163 amino acids. Lineage: Eukaryota; Metazoa; Arthropoda; Insecta; Lepidoptera; Noctuidae.
AGAAAUUCUUUGAUUUUUCCACAACUGUACGCAAUAGUUGCAAUUGGUGUACAAAAAAUACACUUGUAUUGUCUAAAUAACUGACUUUCUUUUAUUUUUUUGGCUGUUAUUAAUGUUUUAUCGCCAUUAAUUCUGGAUUCGAUCUAAAAUGCCAUAGAUAUACAGGACAGCGUCCCUCGUAUUUCAUUUUUAUUAUCCCAUAGGUCAUUGUUAUCUGAAAACAUCGCCAACACCUCACGCUCCUUGGCACUUUCCUAAAACCAUGGCUAACUAUACUUAAAUACCUUCUAACUAAUGUAACUUAUUUUACCCGACGAGAUCUGAUCAGUAUUUUGUGAUACCGAAAUCCUAUAAGUUGGCUUUGUGUACCAAUUACACAAUUUUUCAAAGAUUGCACAUUCCUCGCAGUAGUACGUAACACCGUGAUACCCCAGUAACGUUAAUCGUCCGUAUCACAACAGGUAAUUGGAAUACCGGUCAAUCAUAGUUUCAUUAGUCGAUGUAAGGUCGCAGUCGACAAGCUUGAUUUCACGGCAAGUACCAUGGGGACCAGAUUUAAUUGUGUUUUAUUAUGUUUAAUCAGUUUCGUGAAUGGGAAGUUGGAACCGAUCGUGGUAGGGGGGAGUUUCGCCCAUAUAUCCCACUUCCCACAUUCCGUAUUCAUGAGUGUACACUGUUUGGAAGAGAACGACAUCGAGCUGUCGUGGAUCUGCGGAGGUUCUAUCCUGAACCAGGUGAUCACGUUGACAGCUGCUCACUGCUUGUAUGGUUGUAACCAAAACAGUACGGUAAGCGUGGGAGUAGGCCACGUUCAUAAGGAUUAUGGAGACCACACCACGGUACACAGCUACUUCAUCCAUGAGGACUAUGACGUCACUUUGGCCAUUAACGAUAUAGCUCUGGUCCGACUUAACACUAAAUUGAAAUUCAGCGAGAAUGUGAAGCGAAUCAUAUUGAUGAAGCAUCCCCCGUACCAUGAGAAGGCGCAGAUCGCUGGAUGGGGUAUUACCAAUGUGAGUUCUUUCUUAAUUUGACUUUACCACUUUCGGGAAAGUUUUGACUUUUUUGUAUGACCAAGAAUACUAAAACUUAGCAUUAAAACUCUUUUGAAUAAAGACAGACACAGAGAGACUUUGAUUUUAUGUUUUUUCUUAUUAGGCAGAGACGUUGUCAAAUUCGGAUUUACUGAAGUUCGUAGACCAGUUUGUGUGGAAUAGCGCCGAGUGUCAAAAAAUAACGAAAAACCUUCCUAGAGGAACAAUUUGCGCAAGCAGUAGACGAGAUGAGGAUUAUUCAACCAGGUAGGAUGUAUGCUAUGUACAAUUAUGCAAAGAUUGAAGGAGUUUUGCUUUAACAUCAAUAUUCAUAAGUAAGCGAAGUACUAGUAUUCAGCUUAAUUGAAUGAUAUUUUUUAAGUUAUUGUUGUUUAUAAUUUUUUAAUCUUG